AUCAUGGAUACAUUUCUAGAGCAGAGCCUGAUGGUCGCUGGGACACUUUUCCUUAUUUUUGGCUUCCUAAAUUCAAAUGCUCAACAUUUAAAUAUGCCAACAGUAACUUUUUCACAACAGAUUGUAGCUUGGAAUGAUUCAUGUGUUCGAAUAGACUGUAAAAUCAAAUAUACUGAAACUUUAAAAACGUACGUUUGGUUCCAAAAUCCAAUGUUUAAUGAAACAAUUAAAGAAUUUCAAGGAAAUAUAGUUUAUAACAGUAGUAUGGAAAACGCUGUAAAUUCACCUUUCCAAGAUCGGGUGCAGUAUGUUGGAAAAGAAUCCGACGACUGCUCAAUCCUUAUCAAACAGCUUCACCGUGAAGAUUCUGGGAUUUACCAGUUAAGAAUGUGGACGAACAACAAAAAAUGGAUGUCAACAAAUAAGUUGAAUCUUACAGUUUCUGAUUCUGGUCCAACUUUCAAAAUAGAACCACAGGUAUCAAAAACAAGGGAAUUCCAAAAUGUCCAAUUGACGUGUUCUGUAAACCAUUACUGCCCGGAAAAUCAUAUGAAUUUGUCUUGGACUGGGCACACGACAAGCAAAACUCAAACAUUCACUGCAGGUGACUUGGGGAUGAAAAACAUUCUGACAUUUAAAGCAUCUUGGACAGAUCAUAACAAAACCGUAACAUGCCUUCUCGAAAGACCUGCUAAGGAAGUAGAGAAUCGAAGUAUACAGUUGAAUAUUGAAUAUGCCCCAAAAGGUGUUCAGAUAUCACCUAACAAUUCUAAGAUCACAAUUAAGAGGGGAGACAAACUAAUACUGAACUGUAUGGUAGAAAGCAGCAAUCCAUCUGUACACGCCUUCAAAUGGUAUAACAUGAACACACAAAAAGCAAACAAACAGUCUUAUCAGGUUGUGGACCCAGGAAAGUAUAAAUGUGAGGCCGAAAACACAAUUGGGAAAAAAGAGUCAAAUACGGUAGAAGUCCAAGUGCAAUAUCCUCCAGAAUUAGUCGAAAUUAAAAUUCUAACUGGAAUCAUAAAAGAAGAUGAAAAUGUUAUCUUAGAAUGCUCAGCUAAAGCUGACCCUCCUAUAACUAAACACAAAUGGUACAGGAACCGAAUAUUGGUUUCCAAUCAAAUAAAGACAUAUCAAUUCAAUCCUAUAAACGAGUAUGAUUCAGCAUCAUAUGUAUGUGAAGUUACCAAUGCACUAGGAUCCAGAAACUCAUCAUCUAAAGAGUUGGAUGUCCAGUAUCCUCCCAAGUACCCAGAAGUGGUACUUGAUCCUGACGGAAGAUCCUUCAUUGAAGGAAAGGAAGUUACGUUUACCUGUAAGGUUAAUAGAAGUAAUCCAUAUAUAAAAACGAUCACAUGGUACCGGAACGGCAACGUGAUCUCUAUAUCGUCACCUGUUAGACUAACACCAAAAUAUUCUGGAAAAUAUAAAUGUGGAGCUAGGAAUGAAGUAGGCCAUACCUUCUCACAAGAAAUACCCAUUACCGUCCGAUAUCCUCCUGAGGAAGUCAAAGUUGAAAUCUCUAAUAAAGGACAAAUAACAGAAGGACAAAAGGUAUCGCUGACAUGUACAGCAAGUCAGUGUGAACCCAAAGUCAACGGCUUCCAGUGGUACAAGGAUGGAGCUCACUACGGCAAAAUUAACAAUGUCAUCACUUUCGAAAACAUCAAAUGGACAGAUAGUGGUGAUUAUUUCUGUGAAGCCAAACAUGACAUAAAAAAUAUCAGAUCAGUACCUAUAUACAUUAACGUUCUUUAUGCCCCCUGUAAUCUAAGCCUUUCCGUUAAUCCCUCUGCACUGGCCACCGAAAACUCAUUAGUUGAGCUGAAAUGUAACAUCAAAGCCAAUCCAAUGCCAAACAAUUACCAAUGGCAUAAAAAUGAUGUUCCAAUAAGUAAUGAGUACUACAAAACAUUGCGGCUGGUGAAUAUUAAAUUGGAAGAUGAAGGAAAGUAUCACUGCACCGCAACAAAUAAUGUUGGGACUGGGAAAUCAGACACUGUGAUUAUAGACGUAACAUACAGCAUCUACACCAUAGCCAAAUACUCUUCAGGAGCGGCUGGAUUAUUUUUGCUACUCAUCGUUCUUAUUGUCUUGAUCAUCCGGUUUACAAUUUGGAAUAAAUGCAAAAGGCAGACUUCAGAUGAUAUAAGUGACUCUUCAUUCUUUGUCCUUAAAAAGUCACAUAAUGAAACACCCGAAGGUGGAGUUAGACAGUGUCCAUCCAUAGACAUCUCUGAAGACCAGAUCAACUAUGCCAGCAUUCAGUUUGCUUCCUCUGAUGAGGGAGAUUACCAAGUGCCCAGGAAGAAUGCUAACUCACAGGAUAUCAAUGCAAUUUACAGCUUAGUGAAGAAACCCCGCUGUUCUACAGAGUUAAAUGAAUAUGAGAAUGUCAAAUCAUCCAACAAUCCCACCAACAGCAAAGAGGAACUUCACUAUUCCACGAUCACCAACCUGCCCAAAGGAGGUUCAGUCCAUCAACCAGACCCAGGGGUGGAAUACGCAAUGCUCAAACAAUGAAGUCAAACUGUGUUCUAUGAGUAGCACAACCAGCAAAUAUAUGUGGAAAGUCUCAAGUGAUAAUCACCAUUACGAGUACAGAUUUACUAUUUUUUUAAACUAUUUUGGGAAUCCUGUAAUCCAGAAAUUAUCCCGUAACUCUCCAGCAACUGUAUUUGAGGAUAAGGGCUCACCAAACAGUUAGACUCUCUGUGAUAGCCUGUGAUGUUCUAUUUGUCAUUUUAUAACUUUACAAUUAUGAAUUCAUGACGGGUAUCACUUGUAGCUAAGUGUGCCCUUUUUGGGACAUGUCAUCAGAAUAGCUGAUUUGUGAAGGUGACAGGUUAUAAUGAACGUGUUUAGAGAAGCCAAAAUCAGUUCAAAUAACUACUAGGUUGUAAUGGAAUAAAGGACUAUCUGAAUUGGAACUAAUGGGUAAAAACGAUUUUGCUCAAAACGUUCUCUUUUCUUAGAACCCUGUAGAUUCUAUUCUGAUGAGUUGCGUUUAUUUUUAAUGUACAUUAACUAUCUAGGUAGCACUGGACUAUGAUAACAAGAUGGGAGCAGAUUUCGCAUUGUGUUUGUUUUGUAGAGCUCCAUAUUUUUAGAACUCGCUAGCGCGGAACAGGAGAGACAAUAAGUGUACCUAACCUAUAUCCUCUUUUACUUCACAUAUGUAUAAUGUCCUAUCUGCAUUUUGCUUAUCUUUAUCAUUACAUUCAUAUGAGCAGAAGAAGUCGUGUAAGGCAGUAUAACAUUGGCUGAUCAUUUUGGGAGUAAAGUUCUAAUCAUGGAAAAAGUACCCAAGGAAAACAAGAGGAAAGUUUCACUGAACUCUGAUCCACUACUAGUCUUUGUAAAUAACAUAUUUUGGGUUCUAUAUACAAAGCUCGGACUAUUGGCUAAUCCUUGACGCAGUACUGCCAGCCUGACUUUUGACGCAUUGACGCAUUGACGCAUUGACGCUGUGCUCACCGCUCUGAAUUCAGGUGUUUUUGUAGUUAUAGGAUCACUAUAGGGUCAGGAACACAAACAUGUAUUCCUGACCCUAUAGUGUUAACACCACCAUCUAGCCCCCCUGGGCCCAUCAUGCCUCCAUAAAUAUAGCAAAAUCUUACUGUAUUCAAACCAGAAGCUGUAGAGCUGCAUGCGGU
Molecule: messenger RNA, 3659 nt
Organism: Pelobates fuscus (common spadefoot toad)
Lineage: Eukaryota; Metazoa; Chordata; Amphibia; Anura; Pelobatidae
Gene: CD22
Product: CD22 molecule
Exons: 13
Coding region: 4-2526 (840 amino acids)
Biological process (GO): negative regulation of B cell receptor signaling pathway; regulation of B cell proliferation; B cell activation
Cellular component (GO): external side of plasma membrane; plasma membrane; extracellular exosome
Molecular function (GO): protein phosphatase binding; CD4 receptor binding; sialic acid binding
Source: RefSeq, a predicted model, not a curated record